GCUUCCAAAUGUCAUUCCUGUGAACAAGAAGAACAACAAAAAACGGACUGUAAUCGUUGGGAACGGGCACUUCACUUGGUUAUGAUGGAGGCAACUAAUCGCAUUGAAAAAAAAGUAGAACCCAACCAACACCUUUUAACGAGUGCAGAACGCACAAUGCUUCGCAUGGCGUUUAAACAAGUUCAAGGUUGCAGUCGACAGAAAAACACACCGGUACCACCACCACCACUUCCUCCGCCCCCCACGACCCAGAAGAGACCAAGUGAAAUUUCAAACCCCUUACGACGGCAGCAACGGCAAAAACAACAACAACAAAGUGUCAGAAAAGAAAUUGGCCAAGCAUGA
This is a messenger RNA of Trypanosoma theileri, 345 nucleotides long. RefSeq lists its product as uncharacterized. The record is from RefSeq and is a predicted model, not a curated record. The transcript has a single exon. NCBI's taxonomy places the organism in Eukaryota, Euglenozoa, Kinetoplastea, Trypanosomatida, Trypanosomatidae. The annotation marks the transcript as partial.